Molecule: messenger RNA, 1590 nt
Organism: Trichophyton verrucosum HKI 0517
Lineage: Eukaryota; Fungi; Ascomycota; Eurotiomycetes; Onygenales; Arthrodermataceae
Exons: 5
Coding region: 1-1590 (529 amino acids)
Biological process (GO): deoxyribonucleotide biosynthetic process
Molecular function (GO): oxidoreductase activity
Source: RefSeq, a predicted model, not a curated record
AUGGAAAUGGAACCAAAACUUCCGACAGCCCAGCACAAGAAACAGGCUAUGGCGGAUAAGGCGGAACCGCCAGGCUAUGAUAUGAUUGCCCAUGCUGAAAGCCAGUUGAUAGUUUCGAAAGCAAGUCGCGUCCAGAGGAGGAUCCUGCGUAAACAAGGUCUGAUCAGCCACUCACACGUAGAAAUUGUCUGGUGGAAACGUGAGGAAGGGGCCGUCAACAAUCGCUCCUCCGCUGUGACUGGCCCAGCCUUGUUCCUGGCGCCCAUGCUAGCGCAUCUUGGUGCGAGCCUUGGCAAAAAAGUAUUUGAAGGCGAAGGAGAAAGCUUUCACUCUCUUUCUUCCACUCCUCCAACUCCCAUCAACAACACCACGAUAACCACGCCUCGUUCUCUUACUGCUUCCUCCCUGGAGAAGCUCAAGAUGAACGACUCGCCUAUCAAGCCCCUCAAGUUGGACCACGCGGACAAGGAGAAUGUUCCUGUCUCUUCGCAUGUUGCUGAGCCAGAGCUGAAGAAGGUCGAGAUUGAGGCCUCAAAGCCUGCUGAGACCCAGGUUGUCAAACCCAAGACGCCCAAGGAGCUGGAGGCAGAGGAGCCCCUCCUCCAGGAGAAUCCUCAGCGUUUUGUUCUUUUCCCGAUCAAAUACCGCGAGAUCUGGCAAAUGUACAAGAAAGCUGAAGCUUCUUUCUGGACUGCCGAAGAGAUUGAUCUCUCCAAGGAUAUUCACGACUGGAACAACAGGCUCAAUGACGAUGAACGAUUCUUUAUCUCCCACGUCCUGGCUUUCUUCGCCGCCUCCGAUGGCAUCGUUAAUGAGAACCUCCUUGAACGUUUCAGCAACGAAGUCCAGGUACCGGAAGCUCGAUGCUUCUAUGGCUUCCAGAUCAUGAUGGAAAACAUUCACUCCGAAACAUACUCUCUCCUCAUCGACACAUAUAUUAAGGAACAGAAGCAACGAACCUACCUUUUCGAAGCUAUUGAUACAAUUCCAUGCAUCCGCAAGAAGGCUGAUUGGGCCAUCCGAUGGAUCCAAGAUAAGGAUUCCACCUUCGCACAGCGCCUUGUUGCCUUUGCUGCUGUCGAGGGUAUUUUCUUCAGCGGUUCCUUCGCCUCCAUAUUCUGGCUGAAGAAGCGUGGUCUCAUGCCCGGACUCACCUUCUCCAACGAACUUAUCUCCCGUGAUGAAGGUCUCCACACUGAUUUUGCCUGCCUUCUGUUCUCUCACCUCAACUAUCGUCCCGACCCCAGUGCCGUAGAGGCCAUCAUCACUGAAGCAGUCACCAUCGAGCAGGAGUUCUUGACUGAUGCCCUCCCCUGUGCCCUUCUCGGCAUGAACGCUAAGCUCAUGUGCCAGUACAUUGAGUUCGUUGCCGAUAGACUUCUCGUUGCUCUUGGUAACAAGAAGUUCUACAACACCACCAACCCCUUCGACUUCAUGGACAACAUCUCCCUUGCUGGCAAGACCAACUUCUUUGAGAAGCGUGUUGGAGAUUACCAGAAAGCUGGUGUCAUGGCCAGUACCAAGAAGGAAGAGGACUCUUCUGAAGAACCCGAAAACGGCGGCGCUUUCCGAUUCGACGAGGAUUUCUAA